This is a messenger RNA of Fusarium redolens, 1623 nucleotides long. RefSeq names its product general substrate transporter. The record is from RefSeq and is a predicted model, not a curated record. Lineage: Eukaryota; Fungi; Ascomycota; Sordariomycetes; Hypocreales; Nectriaceae. The transcript has 3 exons. Gene Ontology annotation, biological process: carbohydrate transport; transmembrane transport. Gene Ontology annotation, molecular function: carbohydrate:proton symporter activity. The coding region runs from base 1 to 1623 and encodes 540 amino acids. Gene Ontology annotation, cellular component: membrane.
AUGGAUUCGAAGAAGGAGGCUACCUCAAUGACUACUGCUGAACAUCUUGAGAUCCAGCAGGCAGAGGACAAUGCUGAAGCCGCCGCCAACCAAAUCGUUUACGAAAAGACCCUCAGCUUCGCCCAGAGCGUUCGGGUCUUUUGGAGAAGCACUCUCUGGAUUCUAUACGUUCAGCUUGUUGUAUUCGGCUAUGGUAUAGACGGUAUCAUUGCGGGCAAUCUGCUCGCAAUUCCCAAGUUUCGGGAAGACUAUGGCACUACACUUGCGCAAGGCGAUACGACUAUUUAUAUCAUCCCUGCUACGUGGCAGAGCCUUUACGGCGGCGUAUCUCAGCUUGCAGCUGUUCUCGGAGCUGCUAUUACAGGAUGGUUAGCUGAUAAGAUCGGUCGACGAUACACCAACAUGGCCUUCUGCGCUAUUUCUAUCGUCGGAGUAGGCGUUCAAUAUCAUUCGACCCAUAACGGCUCUCUCCCUAUUCUCACAGUAGGAAAAGCCAUCAAUGGUCUGUCCAUUGGUGCAUGGCUGAUCAUUGGCCCCUUGUACGCUUCAGAGGUUGCUCCUCUCAAACUACGAGGUUGGCUUACAGCCAUGACCAAUUUUAUCCAGUUCAGUGGCACCCUGUUGUUCACUGGAAUCAUGUAUAAGCUUGGUCCCCGAAAUGACGCCAACUCUUAUAUCGUCCCAUUCGUAUGUCAAUGGAUUAUCCCGGCUAUUGUUCUUCCUACCGUCUGGCUCUGCCCCGAAUCACCUGUUUGGCUGGUCCGAGUCGGACGCCGAGACGCUGCCGUCAAGUCCCUCGAUCGACUCCACGGCUCGUCAAAGGACAUCGAUAAGAAGGCUAUUCUAGCAGUCAUUGAGCAGACUGUUCAACAUGAGCAUGACUACCGCUCUCAGACAUCAUCCGUCUCCUACGCAUCGUGCUUUCAAAAGCCUGAUAGACAACGCACACUUAUCAGUAUGUUUAUCUACGGUUGUCAAUACCUCAGUGGUCUCAUCUUUGUUCUCGGAUAUCAGUCGUAUUACUAUCAACUGGCUGGCUUUGGUGCGCAGAUGUCCUUCUUGCUGAGCAUGCUGAACAACUGCAGUAUGUUUGUUGCCAACAUACUUUCUUGGCCUCUGUUGACCGUUGUUGGUCGACGGCCUCUUAUUGUAUGGGGACAGUUUAUUUGUGCUAUUACAUUAUUUAUCGUCGGCGGCGCCUCCUUGCCUGGUAGUCGAUCUACAAAUCUCGUUACCAUUGCUUUCAUGUUUGUCUGGGGCUUUGUUUACCAGAUCACGCUGGGUACAGUUGCAUGGACAGUUGUCGCAGAGAUCCCAACCUGGCGUCUUCGCUCACGCACCCAAGGUCUUUCCAACAUCGUGCUCUGCAUCGUACAAUGGCUUGUAGGCUUCGUAUUCCCAUACAUGUUCAACCCAGAUGCUGGUAACCUGGGUGGUAAAGUUGGCUUCAUCUUUGGUGCUACCACUCUUAUCGGAUUUGCUGGAUGUUGGGUUUGGCUUCCUGAGACGAAGAACCGAACUACUGCGGAGCUUGAUGAUCUUUAUGCUGCCAAAGUCAAGCCUCGUCGUUUCCACAAGACUUCAUUGGGCGAGGCUAUAGGGUCUGAUGACAAGACUGCCUAG